This is a messenger RNA of Papaver somniferum (opium poppy), 1094 nucleotides long. RefSeq names its product heat shock cognate 70 kDa protein 1-like. Gene Ontology annotation, cellular component: cytoplasm. Gene Ontology annotation, biological process: protein refolding; cellular response to unfolded protein. The transcript has 2 exons. Lineage: Eukaryota; Viridiplantae; Streptophyta; Magnoliopsida; Ranunculales; Papaveraceae. The coding region runs from base 390 to 671 and encodes 93 amino acids. Gene Ontology annotation, molecular function: ATP hydrolysis activity; misfolded protein binding; ATP binding. The record is from RefSeq and is a predicted model, not a curated record.
GUUGAUAGUGUGAGAGAUUGAUUGAUUAUUGCCAUCAUUGUUUGUUCUAUAAUAUACAACACUAAUUUCCUUUGUACCGAUUUCAAAAUUUCUUCCACUUCAGUAAUGUACUUGAUUAUACUGAAUGUUGGCUUCUGAUCGUAGACGACACGACAUAUAUUUUCGUAAUCUGUUCAGAAGUGUUGAAGGAUGCAAUUUGACCUGUGAUCGAUUUUGUGGGGUCAGCUUUUGUCAGUUCCAAAAUCUCCAGAAGAGGAAACACACUGAAUUUAGGAAACCUUAUUCUAAAAUCACUCAUGUAAAGGCUAUAUAAGAUCAAAGCUAGCCUCAAGACUUCUCGUCUCUGGUUACAAAGUUGAGUUUUGUUUUUAGUUUGUGUAUUGUCAGACAUGGCUGGAAGAGGUGCAGCAAUCGGGAUUGAUUUAGGUACAACAUAUUCAUGUGUUGGUGUAUGGCAACAUGACCGAGUUGAGAUUAUUGCUAAUGACCAAGGGAACAGAACUACACCUUCUUAUGUUGGUUUUACUGAUACUGAACGUUUGAUUGGUGAUGCUGCUAAGAAUCAAGCUUCCGUGAAUCCUAUCAACACCGUUUUUGUCUUUGUUCCUCCAAAUGAAGCUUCUAUUGUGAGGGCUGCAGCUGGAUGGGCACUGUAUUCCAAUUUCAUGUAACGCUUGCAAUUGAUUGCAUAUAUUAUGAUUGCAGCUGGAUGACAACAGGUUGUUGACUAACCUCUAAUGUAUGCGUCUUCUUUCGAUGGGUUGUAUCUUUUUUGCUUAGAAUAUUAACAAAUACACAUUUGUAAAGAAUCUAAAGUAUUCUACUACUACGGUAAAGCUAGCAAACCCUGAAUUUUAUUAUAAGAUGUUGCGCAGUAGGCAACAAGAUGUCCUACUAUAGUUUGAAGUCGUUUAAGAUUAAAUAAUAUAAUUGUUGAUGCAUUUUAAUUAAAUAAUGAAGUUUUGGCUGGUAUAUCAAGUUCAUCUCUGUGUUCCAGUGGGCUUCUUCUUCCAGCAGGUCAAGAGUCGUUUACAUUGGAUGCUUCAUGAAAUGGAUAUUUAAUCACCAUACUUAAGGAGGUUCAUCCAUGCAUU